AUGGGUCAGACACAGUCCAACCCCGUGAGAGAUCGCAGCGGUAAGGAAGUGGGUUCUCGCAACAGAGAGCUGGCAAAGAAGGAAGCAGGCCUACGCCGGGACCUCUCUCAGCAGUCGCAGACCGCCUGGGCGCAAAAUAACAAAGCCAAAGCCAAGGAACUCUCCAACGCCUCCAAAGUACACCAAACCCGCAUGGAAGCCUACAACGCCCUCGCCGCCGCCGAGAUCUUCCGCGCCAACAACCCCAUCUACCACCACAGCACCCGCAGCGGCGCCUCCUUCCUCUUUGGCCUCUUCUCAGGGACCUCCGUGGCCUCGGCGCUCGCGGAGAUCGACCUUCAUGGGCUGCACGUCACGGAGGCGCUGCCGAUGGUGCAGGAGCAUCUCAGGCUGUGCCGCAGUAAUGGCGUGGGGAGGACGACCAUUAUCACCGGAAAGGGCCUGCAUAGUGUGGAUAAGGUUGCGAAGAUUCGCCCACAGGUGGAGAAGAUGCUGGCGGAGGAGAGGGUCAAGGUGGUGAGGGAGGCGGGGAAGGUGAAUGAGGGGGCGUUUGUGGUGGAGUUUGCGGAGGAGGGGGAGGAGGUGGGGUGGGCGGGGUGGUUUCUGGCUGGGUUGUUUGGGCAGAAGGCCUAG
Messenger RNA from Morchella importuna, 633 nucleotides. RefSeq lists its product as uncharacterized. The coding region runs from base 1 to 633 and encodes 210 amino acids. NCBI's taxonomy places the organism in Eukaryota, Fungi, Ascomycota, Pezizomycetes, Pezizales, Morchellaceae. The transcript is spliced from 2 exons. The record is from RefSeq and is a predicted model, not a curated record.